AUGCAGUCGCUGCUCAAGUAUGUGCCUGGCAAAGGGCCCGAGGACGCAGCAGUGCCACCCAACAACACGUUCAUCACCACAACCGAUGGCGUAAAAAUAGCCUGGGAGCGGCACGGGCGGCUGGGCGGCCCCGUCGUUGUGCUCGUGCACGGAUGGAGCGGCUCCCGCCACUAUUUCGACUUGAAUGCGCGCCCGCUGGCAAACGCGGGGUGCACGGGCCUGCGCAUCGCCCGGCUGGCAGCUGACCUGCGGGAUCUGCUGACCGAGCUAGACUUGCAGGAUGUGACAGUCGUGGGCACCAGCAUGGGCGCCGCCGUAAUCUGGUGCUACAUAGAGCUGUUUGGGGAGGCGCGGCUGAAGCAGGCGGUCUUUGUGGACCAGGCGCCGCUUCAGAACACGGCCCCAGACUGGAAGUGGGGUUCCACCGGCUGCUACGACCUGGCCUCCCUCACCCGCCUGCAGUGCAAGGUGGAAAUGGACUUCCCCGGCUUUGCCCGGGACAACGGCCGCUUCUGCACCAGCCUGCCGCUGGCUGCCGAGGUGGUGCGGGUGUUGGAGCAGGAGACGCUGCGCGCGGACCCGGCCGCGCUGGGCCAGCUGAUGGCCGAUCACACGACCAUCGACUGGCGGCCGCUGCUGCCGCGCAUCCAGAUACCUUGCCUCAACAUAGUGGGCCGCCAGUCCGCGGUGUUUCCGUGGUAUGGUUCUGAGGCGGUGGGCAAGCUGGUGCCCAACGCUCACACCGUGUUUUUCGAGAAGGCUAAUCACUGGCUUUACCUGGAGCAGCCAGAGGCCUUUAAUAAACUGGUGGCGGACUUUGUGCAGAACGGCUUCCUGCAUGUGUCGCGAGUGUUGCACCUGUAG
This is a messenger RNA of Chlorella variabilis, 864 nucleotides long. RefSeq lists its product as hypothetical. The record is from RefSeq and is a predicted model, not a curated record. The transcript is spliced from 9 exons. NCBI's taxonomy places the organism in Eukaryota, Viridiplantae, Chlorophyta, Trebouxiophyceae, Chlorellales, Chlorellaceae. The coding region runs from base 1 to 864 and encodes 287 amino acids.